UCGGUCUCAAGAUGGACGACGACAGCUCGCUUGACACUCUCUUAGCGCGGGCGACGAACCCGCUAUGCCGGGAGCUGGACAUGGAGGCGGUGCAGCGGCUGUGCGAGCGCAUCUUGCUCGAGCGGGACGGCUCCCACCAGGCACUGCGCUUUCUCGCCCACAAGAUCCAGUCACCACAGGAGAGGGAGGCCAUGCAAGCACUUCAGGUGCUGGAGGAAUGUGCCAACAGAUGCGGAGCCAAAUUCCAAGACGAGCUGGGCAAGUUCCGCUUUCUUAAUGAGCUCAUCAAGGUGGUCUCGCCCAAGUACCUGGGCAAUCGUGCCUCCCAGCGGGUCAAGCAGAAGAUCAUUGAGGUGCUCUACCGCUGGAGCAUUGAGAUGAAACACCACGCCAAGAUCCACGAGGCUUACCAGAUGUUGAAGCGCCAGGGUGUCAUUGCUGUCGACCCCGUCUACGUCAUCGAGGAUUACGAGCCAGGCCCUGCGCCAGCACCCAGGUCCCAGAGCGCCGUCUUCGAGGACGAAGAAAAGUCCAAGAUGCUGCAAAAGCUGCUGCAAAGCAAGAAUCCAGAGGACCUGCAGGCCGCCAACCGUCUCAUCCGCAACAUGGUCAAGGAGGCGGAUCGGCGCAUGGAGAUGCUGGCCCGGCGUGCGACCGAGAUCGAGACGGUGCACAAUAACGCCAAGGUGCUGAAGGACAUGCUGGCCAACUACCGGCCGGGCGAGACCUCGGCAGAAGAGCAGGACCUCAUGAAGGAACUGUUUGAGAGCUGCGAACGCCUGCGGCCCAAGCUGUUCCGGCUGGCUGGAGAGAUGGAAGAGAAGGACGAGGGGCUCAACGAGAUCUUGACAGCCAAUGAUGAGCUGACCAAUGUGAUCAACAUCUACAAAAAGACCAUGGGGCUGGAGCCGGCUGUCAACGGUGGGAGCUCGACCACUGCCUUGAACGACACCCACGCCGUGUCGGCUGCCCCGGUUACUGCGGCUGCUGCUGGCUCCUUGCUGGAUUUGGGCUCCCUGGGCCCCGAUGUUCGCGAAGAACCAAAGAAGGUCCCCGUCGACCUCAGCCUGCUCGAUGACCAGCUACUUGCCCUCGGCAUAGGAGAUCCAGGCCCGCCGACUGCGACCAGCAGUAUGGCAGAUCUGGGCUCUCUCUUCUCCCCGGGUCUGCCUCAGGCUAGCACCAAUGCCAGUGCCGGGGGUGCCGCCGGUGCAGGCCCGUUUGGGGGCUUUGGCAAUGCCGCUGCCCCCUCCCGGCUUCCGGGAUAUUCACCCUCACAUCAGGCAGUGGCGCAGCCCACAAUGCUGGCACCAGGUACGGCGAGCGGCCUGCUAUCUUCGCCGUUGCGGCCGACACCCUCUUACAUCCAACAGGGGAACCACAUUAACAACAUCGGCAAUGGCAACAGCAACGCUGCAAUGGCAGGUGGGUCUCUACUGGGCAAGUCACGUGGCCUGGAAGAGCUAGAUGCCCUGGGCCAGUCGCUCAUCAAGCAGGCCCUGCCCCACAAUCCUGGCUCACAGGGAGACUUCCCCACCACACCACAGAAGAUUCCACUGAACCAGAUGUCACGACCCCUGCUGGCUGCUGCAAGCUCCAGCAACAUUCUGGCUUCAGCGGGAGUGUUCCAGCCCAUGAGUGUCGGACCAAAGACGCUGGCGCUGGGACCGUCUAUGCUGGCCCCCAUGGAGGGGCAUCCUCCAGGAUCCCCUUCCAAGAUGGCUACGGAUGAUCUCCUGAACAACCUGUUUGUGCCCCUGGAGCAGAUACAGCCGGGCUCGCAGGCUCCUGUGAACCUGCACGAGGAGAACGGGGUGCGCGCGGUGAUUCACAUUGCACGAAACCGGCCCCAGGAGCACGUGUCGGUGCUCGUCGUGUCCGUCACGAGUCAGAGCAGUCUGCCCGUGCGCCGGAUCGCCUUUCAGGCUACCGUGCCCAAGACGAUGCGGAUCAAGUUGCAACCGCCGUCAGCGACUGAGCUGCCACCUCACAACCCCAUCCUGCCGGCUGCUGCCAUCACCCAGGUCCUGCUGAUCGCCAACCCUGCCAAAGACCACGUACGCCUGAAAUACAAGCUGAGCUAUGCCAUCGAGGAGGAGAACCACACGCAUUCCGGCGAAGUGGAUUGCCCUGUCGACACAGCCACUGCUGCCACCUCAUGAUCACAACAGCCACCCGGCAAGAAGACCCGAGGACACCACCACCGCCGCUGCCACUACCCCACCGUCGCCACUGCAGGUUGACGAUACUUCUGUUGUAACACACAUGCCUGCGUCUGCCGCGCUUCUACUUUCGGAGCCUUUGUGAGUGCCAUUACACGAUCCAGCCCCUGCACAUUCCGCAGCGAUUCUUCUGGCAUCCUCGAGCCAUCGACCCGGAGAGCUCUUACGUCUGGCCUUUGGUCAUCAACCGACUGAUGAUGACUCUUGGCUGUCUUUGUAUUGUGUGCUCUAGAUUAUGAUGUCAGCGGAGCAUGUCGUCUGCUGCUUUACUGUAAUGGCACUGGAUUUUCGACCAAAUCCUAUGCCCCCCUGUGUGGCUCAAUACAGGUUUCAUGCUAGCUGCGAAUUGCAGGCAUUUGCAGACGACAACAAUAGCAGAUGCGAGCAUACGACUAAACAAGAGAAUGAGAAUGCCUCACUCAAGGCAUAGAAUUCGCGGGGACGAGCUCCGAGAGCAGAUGGUUGUGCAGACGACGCUCGGAUGCGCUGUGGGGCGAGAGGGGCAUGCUGGGCUUUGAAGUUUAGGCCUAGUUGCAGUGUUCACAUCUCACUGUAUUUUGGCAGAGGUAGUAAUUGUCUCUUUAAGUUAGAAGACGGGUGUUUGGGACAUUCACUCAUCAGUGCCACGGUUUCUUUCCCUCUUUAUUUUUUUGCUUUCGGAAUUUCCUCCUAGUGCACAGGUUUUGUCGAGAAAUGCAGCAUUACGCGCUUGCGGUAUACUUAAAAGUGUGUCACUCUUCUGAUUCGCCCGAUCUUGUCACAGUUUGUGCGUUAAGAAGUCUGAAACACCUGGUUAAUCAAAAGCAUUUGUUCGGAGACCAGGAGAAGGUAACGCACGCCUGGUUGAAGUAAAAAGAAAAGGAAUUAGAAAUAAACACCUCAUGUUGCUUUGAAAUAUGUGCUGCAAGAAUAGCACUGGUUUUCACAGCUUGUAAAAAGAAAAAGUGGGUUGUUUGUCAUAACAGGGCUGCCAUUUGAGACUCAUUUUCACAAGUGUCAUUUUUUUUAGACCUGAAGCUGUCCUUUCACGCUGGCAAGGUUUUUGGUGUCACGUGGGUCUGACUUCUUGCUUUGAGGUAUCUGUCGUUAAUGUGCUAUUGUACCGAGUGUGCUUUGUUGUUUCAGUGCCUUGAAUUAGUUGUGUGUACUCAAGAAGCUCUUAACCAAGACGACCAACAUCUAUGUUGCAUGAUCGGGUGUACUCUUUAAGAAGAAACUAUAUACUGAGCUGUUCCUAAUUGGUAGGUCUGUUUAUUUCUCCUUGCAUGCUUCAUAACACAUGAAAAAUCCAGCAUUGUUUUCUCCUGCAAAACAAGGAAAAACAGUCGUGAAGUACAUUUAGUUUCACUAUACGUAAAGAAGUUAAAUUCAAAUUUCUAACAGUAUGAGUACUUUACAGGAUUUCCAAAUUUUAUCGGUCGCCAAAAUCUUUCACCCAAGCGUAAAUGUUUAAUGUUAGUGCUUGAGUGCGGGAAAGAUUGGAAAGCAUUGUGUGUAGAAAUUUUUUCAUUUCAAAGCGCCAUGAAGGGGCUUCUAGUCAGGCCUAAAUUAUCAGUAAGGCCUAAGAUUAAGCCUAACAUUAGGCCAGACAUUAAGCCUAUCUUUUUAUCCAGGAAAGUAAUGUGCGUAUCCAUUUAUUAUGUGCAUGGCUUUUCAAACAACAGAAGAGCAAAAAGUAUAUAGUGUGUGCAUUGGAGUCGUGUGUGAAACGGGAACUACACAUGCGCAGUUAAUGACUGAAAAGAAAGCUCAUGCUUUAGAAGCUGAGGGAACAAAAGUGCAUGUCAGAAAUAAAAAAUAUUGUCGUGAACCAUGCGUGAGAACAUACAGUAUCAUAACAGUGUAAUAUUUAAUACUGUUCUCUACAAAAAUCAUAUCAGCGGCAGAUGCACAAGAGGAAACGUCGUAGCUGAGGUGGCUUGUUUAGAAAUAAAGGUGUACAAAUCUUUUGCAUAUCUUUCAAGGAUAAAGAAGGUAGCGAUGAGUGUAAGUGGCAUACAUGAAACUGUUCUGGGGCUUAUUUUCACUGUCAACACAAUUACAAAGCAGCAGCAGCCUUGAAGUUUAUUGAAUUUGAUGAUUGCCAGCACACAGACACAGCCUUGCAGCUGUUGUCAUCAAAUGUAAAGAAACCAUCGAAGUCUUACAGUAUGAUCCUCAAGGUUACUGCUUAGCACUCUGUCAGUCGGCGUAAUCUUUUUCAUUUAUUUGUGCUUAACAGAAAACUAACAUUGGUGUUUCGAAAAUCAGGCAGUGUAGAAAGUUCUUUAAGGGUAGCUCAAGAAUUAAGUACACAAGGCAGGGAGGGAGCAGAGGACACCAUGGUCCUGUCUUCACUCCUGCCUUGUGUCCUUUAUCGCGUUACCUCUUCAAGAGGUUCAACCAGUAUCGACUCACCCAAAUGUUGAUUCCUCUGUGGUAUAUUAAUAACCAGACCUUGAAUCAUCACUGACCCAAAACUGUGGCUGCAAUGAUAGUAGUAGCCAACCUGAGCUUGUAGAGAGAUUCUGGAGUUUUAUCCUGUUUAGUGCAGACAUGCAGGGAGUGGCAGUCUGGCUGAAGUUGCUUCCAUCCAUGACCAUGGUACUCUCAUUAAAGACAUGCAAUCUUAUUUGAUUUUUGCAUUCAGUUCUGCCAGUAGGUAUUGCUUGACCAUUUCAUUUAUGCUAGAAAUGCAAUUGCAGCAAAAUUUUGAACGAAGUUCUUAAUUUUUUAGCCUCUGAAUUAUUUCCAUGAAACAUUUUAUCAAACUCCUAUCAGCUGUGGAGGCACCAUUGCAUCACUGCGCCGUCAUUGUAGCUCCUCUCGGUGUCGUCUUCAGCCAUCUCAUAUUCGCAGACAAACUUAGAAGUGUGGCAGCUUGGGCUAGUUGGUAUGACUUGACGAUAGUUAUAGCGCGAGAACAGAGCGACGACACAGAAAGACACACAGUGUCCUUCGGGUCGUUCUUGUCUCUGUGUCAUCGUUCUGUUCUCGCGCUAUAACUAUCGUAUUCGCAGACAAAAUUGGGCUCCGAGACAAAUUUGAUGUCUUCAGCACUGUGGUAGAAACUGUUCCAAGAAAGAGCUUUUUAUUAGAGCCAUCACCUUCACCAUUUCUGCCAUUUCUAAUGCCAGUUUGAAACCAUCAUUCCCUGGCUGAACACCCAUGUAAAAUGCUGCUUUUUCCAAACUUCUGCUGCCGUCGGAUGAAUACAAUUUGAAACAAUUCAGGAAUUUUGUGUAACUAGUUUUGCGGCACUGUGAAGAGUAUAGCAAUAUAUAGCAGUACUUCAAUUUACAUGCUAGACAUGUAUAACCUGUUUAACUCUUCUGAGAAUUUGUUCAGUUAGAUUAAAAAAAAAACGAAGGAGGGACACAUUUUCAUUGCUUGCUUAUGCUGAAGUUAAAUUUCUAGAGCAGCCAUUAACAAGGACAUUAACUAGUGCUAAGAACUCCCCUAUGCGCUUGCAGCAACCUCACCAGCUAUCAGAAACCCGAUGGUCACAGGUGGAACUAAGUUUCAGGGCUAUGACGUGUAUUAACUGUUAGUCCCAUAUGAUGGCACAUUUAGAACAUGCUGGAAUGUGGGGCUAUAUGGGUAAUAUAUAGGAAUACAUGAACUAAAGAAAGUAAACGGCAGUGGUACCCCUACAAUUCACUCGGUCUAGAGCGAUUCGUGAAGAGAAACCUUAUAAGCGGGGUUCUCCAAUCAUCUCUUCAUUGGAGUGUGCCUCCAACUCGUCAACUGUUUCGUUUUUGUAGUGCUCGUGGAGCUCCAUCGAUCCAACCUGUGGCCUGCUUCAAAUUAGGGGCACACCACCAUUAAUAAGACCUGAUUUCAGUACAGGGUAUUUUUUUUAUGGGUGUAAAGGGUAACAACUGUUAAAGACGAAAUGCAGACUACUAACAGUAUUCACAGAAAGCUGUGGCUGAGUUGAAACAAAAAGUACUGACUGCACUUCAUAGUCACAAAAAAGCGUUGUUUAUUGGUCCUGCAAACUGUAAUAUUGCUGCAUAUGUUUGGCAGCUACCAGCUAUUUGCUCAUAUUUCCUCGCCGAUCUCAGACACUUGCCCAAGUAUGUGGGGGCUCAUACAAGCAAUGCGUAUGAGUCGUAUUGUUUGUACUGCCUUUGUUGGGCAUUCUAAAAGUGGCACCUUCGAAUCGGAAGUGUUCCUCUGAUGUCGUUGCGACAUCAUUCUUGUCUUGAAAUGUGUUGGGUGGCAGGGUGACUGUUUUCUUUUUUAAAUGCAGGCAUUCGUUUCCUAACGCUUGUGUUUUGCACCUGAUAUUUAACAAUGCUAGUUUAUUGCAGAGUUAAUGUUUAAUGCGCUAAGUUUUGCAUUGUACUGAAAGCAUCUAUAAGUGUCAGAAAUAUUGUUAUCUGUUUUCUUGUGUUCACACUAUACGUAAUACGAAGCAGCUCCUAAAAGAGCUAAAGAACUGCAAGGGCGAGCGCUAUCCGUUUAUCUUUUUUGUUUUAUCGCAUAGCAUUAAAUUUCUCAAAUGAAGUGGCACACUUGUCAGUGCUACUGUAAUGGCCACUGAAUAACUGAAGGUGCCUGCAUGUCUAGUUCAUUCCUAGAAACACACAAGCAUUCCUUUGGCUAAGACACUAAAGACAGGAUGGGGUUAACAAGCCAUCUGGAAAUGGAGGAAAGUUGCUGUCAUAAUUUGGGAAACUUUUCGCACAGAUAGCUUCGAUGGUCGAUGUGCUCCAUGAAUGCGUGCAGAUGACCUAGUUGCACUAUCUUGCAGCAAAUUCAGAAAUCUCACAAAGUAUGCGCAUUGUUUGUUACCGAUAAAAACAAACGGCCGAGUCCUCAUCUGUGGGGAGCAUGCAAGUAGCCGGUUCUUGCUCGGUGAGGGACACUUUGUGGCAGUUGCGGGCGCUGACGCGGUCAGCAUUUACUAUUAAGCAACAUACACUCUGGACGCGGCACGUCAAAGCCCAAAACUGUUGCUAGGUGUUGCCCCUGCAGAGCAAGAACUGUCUGCUAGCGUGCUCUACACAGACACGGACAGGUUCAUCUACUCUACACAGGCAUGGUGGUACAGGUUUACCCAUACCUGCUUGAAUAGUGUUAAGGAGCACCAAAUAAUCUAGUUAAGAGAAAAAAAAUAGUGUGGUGCGUAUAUAAUCCUGUCUACACAUUGCAGCUAGUAUGCCGAAUCUUCUUGGUGGAGCUCUUUACAAUUGCGGGCUGCAAAGAGUGCACAGGAGAGUGAUAUCUCAUAAUUUCGUUUUUUUACUAUGGAUACUGAUUUGCUGUACUUGGCUCCUUAUGUUUAGUAGGCGUUGGCUGAGGCAAUUUAAGGUGCCAUAUUGCGUGUUUUUCUCUCUGUAUAUGCAUUUAUCUUGUCUACUUAGGCUUAUAUGGGUAGGUGCACAGCAGUCAAAUAUUGAUGGUGAAACUUUUCAUUGAAGUUAAGAUGAUGUAUGAAAACUACUUGUCAAAUUUUUUCAAGUGCCUAACAAUUGGUCCCAUCGGCACAAUCUUGUAUAUGCUGGCAGCAUUUAGUACUUGUAUGCAUCGAUCUAUGUUGCAACAUUGCACUGUGCAUUAAUUUAGCAGCAGAGAACUUCAUUGUACUCUAUGAUGGCUUAGAUUCUUAAAUUGUUUCCUGAAAUAUUUUUUCUUGAUGGCUGAACAGAGAGGUUGACAGGAUAAGUGUGGUUGCACUCUGGCACAACAGCAGAGUUGAAAUUGGACCUCGAUUAUUGUCUGUUGGAAAAACUAUUUAUCAUUGGCAAGGGAAACAGAACCACAGACAUUUCCGAGGCUGUAGGGUUUUUUUUUUUUAGUUGCACCUUAAUGUCUCAAUGACAAAACAUAAGUAUGAUUUGGGCAUCCACCAGAACAGAGCUUUUGUAUUGCUCUCAAUAACUCCUGUUGAACAAAUUGUUUCUUAAGGUGCAUGCUGCUUUUUAAGCAUGCAAAAAAGCUCAUGGGGGCAAUGUAUAGAUGAUGGGUUGGUUGUAGAGCUUCAGAUGCAAGGGGGUACAGAUGCGAGAAGUGCCCCACAACUAGUGCUAGCGUGUGCGGCUGGCUUGAGACCAUAGAGCAGACAAAAUGAAAUUCUACGUGUGGGGUUACUGCUGCGACCUUGGGCCCACACACACGUUGUCUGGAGGGCCAGCGCUUGAACUAGUUAGUGCUCCGGGUGGAAGGAAGCAUUCCGUAAUUCCAGGGUACGAUACAUCAAACUUUGAGCUAGUCACUUGUCUCCGAUGAGGAGAAGCUACCUAGGGUAUUGCAAUUGAAAAGGAUGGACGCGUUCUUUUUCUUGUCCACGCGGGUGUUCUCUACUGUGUGUUUGUGCACGUCUUAACUUUUUUUUUUUCCUGCUGCCCCCCUCUGCCUUAUGGUACAGUCGCGUAUAUUUUUCUCUGCUCCUUCCUUGUAAUAUACAUUCCCUGCUGCUCGUUCACCUGUUUGUUGAGAAGAAUAAACAGUUUAUAAGCAUUC
Molecule: messenger RNA, 8672 nt
Organism: Rhipicephalus microplus (southern cattle tick)
Lineage: Eukaryota; Metazoa; Arthropoda; Arachnida; Ixodida; Ixodidae
Gene: Gga
Product: ADP-ribosylation factor-binding protein Gga
Biological process (GO): Golgi to plasma membrane transport; protein localization to cell surface; intracellular protein transport
Cellular component (GO): trans-Golgi network
Molecular function (GO): ubiquitin binding; small GTPase binding; phosphatidylinositol binding
Source: RefSeq, a predicted model, not a curated record